GCUCUCUUUAUUUUCGUUUGUGCAUCUCAGUUUUGUGCAAGAGAAAAUUAAAAGAAAACAAAAACAAACGAUACGACCUUCGGUUUGUUUACAUCGUGAUAUUCUAAACAAAAGGACAGUUCAAUUCGUGCAUUGAAUGUUAUUGGCUGCAUUUUAACUGCUUUACGAGAAAAAGUGUUCGUGGACGCGUGUUAUAAGUACUUCAAUCAGUUUGCAAUAAAUUGAACACAAGAGCAAAAUGUUAAACGAAGAAGUGGACGACACUGAGUUCUUCCAGCAGGACUUUACCACCGCCUCGGAAUGGGAACUUUUCAACGCAAGACUGGAGGAAAUAUUCCACGAGUGGAAUCUGUGCUACCGACGGUUGGAUCGUUAUGCGGAGCUGGAACGGAAUCAGCUUUCGGUUUGCGAGUGGUCAAUCGCCAAGGAGAGAAUAAAAUUUGCCGAUGUCGAGCUGGAUGUUGUCCACUACAAGGCGAUUAUACCCGAAGAUGGAGUUGAGUUAACGGAGCAAAAAGAAGUUUGUCAGGCUUUUUUCGAUUUGUUGUCGUAUAACAAUGACUACUGCAUCGUGGAUCCGAAAGUCGAGGGGAAAAUGCAUCCACUGGCACAGUGGUACGGUUUGAGGGAGUUUGUUGUGCUCGUUCCGGUGAAGAACUCUAUCACUAACGAGAGUCAGAUUAGGAUUCUGAUGAGCUCGAUUCAUAUCGCUGUGGCCGGAAGCAGCUGCGACGUUCCGGUGUUUGUUCAUGUUUUGGAUAGGGUUCAAAAUGUAUUUCUUGGCGUGUGCGAGGCGGGUUCAUACAGACUUUCUUUCGACAUUGUGCAUCUCAACAUAACUCCACCGACUUGCAAGUUCUUGUCGGGUCUUAUUAGUUUGUUCAAAGGGAAGGUUGAUUUUUCCUAUAGAGACCACGCGAUUGUCUCGAUUCGCUUCUCGUAUUCUUUGACCAAAUUUUUGAACCAUUCAUAUGUUGUCUCUAAGAAUAUUCCAUUUUCGGACAAUGGUAACGAGGAGUCUUCUACUAAGGUGGGGCUCCCUUUUGGCGUUGCGGUGGAUCCCAUUUCUGAACUGGUGCUUCACUGCACAUGGUACCAAUUAGCUGACAACGUGGUGUUCGACACACAAACGCAUUCUGCUCUCAAUCCUUUACACGCUCACGCAUGGAGUCUUCGCGCGCGUUUUGAGGAGACCCCGGUCUGCUAUCUAUCCGAAUGCAUCCAGGAGUUUCUGCAGAUCUCCGAUUCGCGACGCGCAAUCACCGAAUAUUUUCCUGAGCUCGCGUACGGAAAUUCACAGAAUAUUGAAGGAACGAAAGCUUUGGAACGCUUGACGGAAUCAAAAAUCCCAUCACUCUCCUCCGUCAUACCCGGAAUCUCUUCCGGUGGCACAAAUAAAGUUGAACUUAAGCUCGACGGUUCGCUGAAUGACGACAUUCUAAGGGAUAUGCUUCACUAUAUGUUCCCGGAUGCCGAUCCGGACUCAGUUCACGUAUAUAAUCUACCAGAGCCGGGGCAGAGCGAGUUUGAUCCACUGAAAAUUAAAUCGGCCCACCAGGAUUCGUUGGUGCAUCGGCUCGCGAUGUUGUUGGGGGUUUGCAAUUCGUACUAUGGUGGGAAACGUGCAGUGGCCCAGCUGUGGGCUGAGUUCGCCCAGGAGAUGCGGUACCGCGUGGAACGCGGCAUUCAGAUCCCGGGAGUCGCUCCCGGAUUUCCUGACUCGAGAACAUGUUUGCUCCAUCAGAAGCUCCAGAUGCUCAACAUAUGCAUGGAGCGGCGACGAAUCCGGGAGGGUGGACUUCCGUUCUCGAUGACAGCCAGAGAAGGCCGCGAAGGAAGUCACGAGUCGGAGGAUGAGUUCUACGAUUGUUCCGACGAAGAUGAAGAAGAAAACAAGAAGCGCCACGCUCCGUGGAACCAACCGGUGGGACGUCUCUCGAAGCUCGGCAAAAUGCUGCUGGUGGAUUCGGACGAGCCUCUCUACAUCCCGAUCACGCAGGAGCCCGUUCCGAAAACCGAGGACCAGCUCGAGGAUGAUGCUGAAGUGAUGCUAAAGCUGGGACCCGGCAGUGAACUCUGCACCCAGAUGAUGAGUGCAUCGCUGCUGUCCGAUAUGGAGAGCUUCAGGGCAGCCAAUCCAGCUGGCAAGUUGGAAGAUUUUAUCCGAUGGUACAGCCCAAGGGAUUGGAUCGAAGAGGAUACUGACGAAAGGGAUCCAUUCGGAAGAAAGGGUCAUUUGAGUUCGAGAAUGAUGAUUCCGGGCAACACUUGGCAAACGGUGUGGGAGAAUGCCCGUGCCGUUCCUGCAAGGCGCCAGAAGCGACUGUUUGAUGAUACUAGAGAAGCGGAAAAAGUGCUUCACUACUUCGAGUCGAGAACGAUUGGGCAAAUCGCUCAGCUAACCAUGUCCUCGAUGUUCCACACCGCAAUUAAAACACUUUCGGAUGAAGCUGGCGAUGACGCGGAAAUAAUUCCACAGUUUGCCGAAAGCGUGGAGAAAAUCAUCACCACGUGUUGUAAGCUUUCGCGGGAAAAUUGGAUCGCUGACGCGCCAACCGCGCGCGGAAAUUCGAUGAAAAAGUAUGAAAAUCUCAUUUCGGAUAUCACCCAGCUGGAAAAUGUGAUUAUCCAGGUUCGAAGCUUGAGAAAGAAGCUUUCCUCUGUGGAUGACGACGAAGAUAAUGUGGAAGCGGACAGAGAGGCCGAGCGUGCUUUGCUUUCUAACUUGCUGAAAGGUUUCGAGAGCGAGCUUCAGAGCGGAUCGGAAAGCGCCAUUGGAAAGCGUGUGCUGAAUAUGUUUACCGAGGCGAAAAAAGCUGCGAACGAACAGGCGAAUGAGCAAACGGUUGCGCUGUCUUUGCCCGAUCCGGUUGAGAAGCAAUACAUAUUGAGACUCAUUGGUAGCACGGCUUCUAACGCAAAGGGUCCUGUGCAAUUUAUGAGAGCUAUUUUGUCACAGAACGAGUUCCGCUUGUGUGGCGCCUUUAAUGAGAAUACAACCUUUUAUUGAAUAUUCAGCUGCAUUAUGAUUCAAUAUACUCAAUAAUAUAGCAGCUGUUUGCUUAUAUAUAAUCAAUUGCUUCUAUUGUAUUACGUUACUGGUGGUGGUAAUUUGGAAUACGAUAUUCAAACUAAAUAAAAUUAU
This is a messenger RNA of Toxorhynchites rutilus septentrionalis, 3145 nucleotides long. RefSeq names its product rab3 GTPase-activating protein catalytic subunit (gene Rab3GAP1). NCBI's taxonomy places the organism in Eukaryota, Metazoa, Arthropoda, Insecta, Diptera, Culicidae. Bases 239 to 3010 code for a protein of 923 amino acids. The record is from RefSeq and is a predicted model, not a curated record. Gene Ontology annotation, biological process: positive regulation of GTPase activity. Gene Ontology annotation, molecular function: GTPase activator activity. The transcript is spliced from 5 exons.